AAACUCAGCAACUAAUAAACGAACUCUUUAAGAGAUUCUCAGAAAACCACAAAGAAAACAUGAAACAUGGAAUGUGUUUACUGCUGCUUACAGUUUCAGUGGCAGUGAUCUGGUCCACAACGACGGUUUCUUCUCAAUCUGACUGCACAAAUGUUCUUAUAAGCAUGGCGCCGUACUGUCUAGGCUACAUCACUGGGAACUCUAUUUGUAAUGACCCACCUCCACUAUCCCCACUAUCUCCACCAUCUCCACCAUCCCCACCACACCCACCAUCUCCACCAUCCCCAACUUCUUUAAAGAGAAAGAGAGAGAGAGGGAGGGAGAGAGAGAGAGAGAAAGAGAGAGAGAAAGAGAGAGAAAGCUCACCUGAGCUCGUCGCCGGAGCAAUCGUGUGCCGUGAUCACGUUCAGCUUGCCACCACCGACAAACGCCCUAGGCCAUCAUCGUGUUCCUCUCGUCGAGACGAAGCCGUAGACACCAACCACGCCUCAAACGGAGCCCGGACGAAGCCGCACGCGCCUCCCGAAGAUUCGCUUCGGCGCGCGCGUGAAACACACGCGCCACCGCCGUCCGCCGGAGCCACCGCGAGUUCCGGCCACGCGCCGCCGUCUCCGACCAACGUUCGCCGGAGCCGCCGUGACCGACCACCGUCCGUCCGCCGCCGAGAAGCCGCCGCCGCGUCGCCGCCUCGCCGCCGUCGCCGCCGUUGAUUUUCCGGUAAGCCGCCGCCGUCGCCGUCGGCGACCGACAGCGGUGACUCGCCGGUGACUCGCCAACUCGGCCGAGUCAACCCGAUUUGGAGUCCAUUUGAGCAGCUGGAGUUCAUAGAUACCACCUCUUAUUGUUGCUAAGAUGCCGCCAAGGAGAAGAACCACCCGUGCCCAGACCGCCAGAGCCGUUAGAGACAAUGUAGAUGAGCAUGAGCAGCCCGCAGUUCCACCACCCGCGGCUCCACCAGUUGAUCAGGAUGCAUUGAGACAGAUGGUUCAGGAUGCCGCUAGACAGGCCGCUCAGGAAGCACUUCAGCAGAUUGCCCAGGAGGCAGCCAGGCAGGCCGCUCAGGAGGCCGCCCGAGUAGCUGCUCAGGAGGUUGCUCGUCAGAUGGCUGCCGUUCAGCAGGGACCGCAGAUUCAGGUUCAGCAAGUUCCACUGGUUCAUGUCCAACAAGAUCAGCAGAUUCCAGCUCAGCAUGAUCAUCAGGAUCCCGUUCAGCAGGUUCCCCUUCCACAGGUUCCUCUGCAGCAGGGUCCAGUUCAGCAGUUUGCUCAUGGUGUUCAGGAUCUACCGCCACCACCACCGCGACCUCAUGUUUACCCGGUUUAUAAUGAGAGGUUCUACAGGCUGACAUGUCAGAUGAGAAACAUGGAGAUGGAGCAUUUUAGCGGGACAGUGGAUGCUGUAGCUGCACACGAUUGGAAGUUAGCCUUGCAGCGGAAGCUGGAGAUUAUUGAGUGUCCACCAGAGUUGUCGCUCAGAUUGACUAUGCAGUACCUUCGUGGAGAUGCUCUUAUAUGGUGGGAGGGAAUACGAUUGAGCCAUUUUGGGCCAGAGAGACUUACUUUCGCUGAUUUCAUUCGAGAGUUCGAUAGGAAAUACUUUCCGAAGGAAGCGAUGGAUAGGAAGAAGUGCGAGUUCGAGCAUGUAAGCCAGGGAGAGAUGUCUAUCAGGGAGUAUGAGGUUGUGUUCAACCAACUUCGCAGAUUUGCAGGAGUGGGCAUUUCAGAAGAAGACUUGAUUAGAAAGUUUUUGAGUGGGAUGCGAGUGGAGAUUCGUAACAGGUGUCGCGUAGUCACUUACCACCGGUUGGGAGAUUUGGUGGAGAAAGCUGCCGAGCAGGAGGCAGGCUUGGCGGAGGAGAAGGAACUCGCCAAAGCAGUUCAUGUUAAGUCUGGAAAAGCUCCAGAGUCUCAAAGGAGAGCAGGGGACCCGUCGGGAUUACCGAUAUGUCCUCGUUGCCAUCGCAGUCACAGUGGGCAGUGUAUGAGGUGUCUUACUUGCGGUAGGAUUGGACACAUUGCGAAGUUUUGUCGAGCUAGGCCAUUGGAUACGCCACCAGUCAGACAGAUUGCAGCACCAGCAGCACCAGCAGCGGCACAUGUUUGCUUUGGCUGUGGUCAGCCAGGUCACUUCAUCAGAGAUUGCCCGAGGAAGGACAAUGCGGCACUUCCACCACCACCGAAGCGUCUAGCCAUCGCUCCACGUGUGUUUGCGGUUGGAGAUCCUCAGGGAGCUGAGCCGAUAGCAGGUAUGAGUCUUUUCCAUACUUGUUUGUGUUUGGGUAUUUUGGCUCGUGGUUGUCAUGUGUAGUUAGUAAAAAUCUCGUGUAGGAUCGGUUUUAGUUGGAGGAGAGUCAGCUUAUACCUUAUUCGACACGGGAGCCUCUCAUAGUUUUGUGAGUCCGCGCUUAGUCCAGUCUUGGUCUUUUCGUGGAGUCUUUGAACCGAAGGCUAAGCAGAUCCAGACUGCCGGCACGGAGAAGUUGGGUGCAGUUGGCAUUCAUCACGAUGUACCAGUUCUACUUGGAGGAGUCGAGUUGCUCGGAGAUUUGACGGAGAUGGAGAUGAGCUCCUACGAUGUUAUACUUGGGAUGGAUUGGCUGUCGCGACAUCGAGUAGUCUUGGAUUGUCCGAAGGCAAGAGUUAAUAUCCCUAGAGAAGAAGGAAA
Molecule: messenger RNA, 2664 nt
Organism: Brassica napus (rape)
Lineage: Eukaryota; Viridiplantae; Streptophyta; Magnoliopsida; Brassicales; Brassicaceae
Exons: 4
Coding region: 853-2307 (484 amino acids)
Molecular function (GO): zinc ion binding; nucleic acid binding
Source: RefSeq, a predicted model, not a curated record